Botrytis cinerea B05.10 is the source of this 1930-nucleotide messenger RNA. RefSeq lists its product as hypothetical. The record is from RefSeq and is a predicted model, not a curated record. The transcript has 2 exons. NCBI's taxonomy places the organism in Eukaryota, Fungi, Ascomycota, Leotiomycetes, Helotiales, Sclerotiniaceae. Bases 920 to 1306 code for a protein of 128 amino acids.
GAAGAUACCUAUCCAUCCUCCAUCAGCCAAAAGCAAUACAUGCCUAUGAAUGCCUCACAACCAACAUCCACUAUCUAACAUACAUCCAACAUUUCCAAAUCCCAUCGCUUUCUCCACUUCACUAACUUAACACAAGACGAACGCUGAUAUCAGCCCAAUCAUUGUAAAAAGAUUUUCCGAAUCCCUACACACCACGUUUCUCUCUUACCCUCCCUCCCCAAGGUGCAUCUUUCCUAUCACAUUUAUUAUUCCGAUCAAAUUUGUUCGUCGAUAUUCGUCGUGAAACUUUAAAAGCUGACUGCAUCAAAUCGAUCCUCCAGAAAUUCCGUCGAGCCACCUAUCAGAGAUUGAUGACACUAUCGCUCAACGAACUAAUCAAGCUGCCAACCCGCUCAUUACCUUUUAUCUCUGUCCCUCUCAAUUGAGUCUUACAAACGCUCCACCGACUUGAAAAGGAAAUUCGUGUCUCCGUUUCUUUCUCAUUCCACUGCAAGUCUGCCAUUCUGCAAGUGAUUGCUGCAAUCUUUUGUCAGUGCGUUGCCGUUUUUAGAAGCUUUUUGAUUGAAGUUGAUCCACCUUCGAGAAGGGGUCCCUGGAAUUUCCUGACAGACCUUCCUGACACUCCUUCACUCCUGUUUGAAGUUGACUGCCCUUUCAAUUCCCUUUUCCUCGUGGCACCCAGGGCUUGACCCACUUGAACACCUGCUGCUACUACAAAAGCCGAAGACGUGGAUCAACGCCAUCACUUCCAGACCAGAAUAGCCUGCGAUAGCCCAUAUCUUUUCACUCCCUCGAGCCACUCUGCGAUUCGAUCAUAUAACGGUUGUUAUUAGGGACCACAUCAUACUACAAGAGGAAACCUUGAUUUAAUCUGUCAUACAAUCUCAUCCCGUGUCAAUCUGAAACGAAUAUCGCAAAGAUGGUUGCGUCCUUGGAUUCUUCCCGUCCUAUCAUGGCACCAAGUGUCUCCUCCAAAGGCAAUCGCUUCAGCACUUACAGCCAAGCCAUCUCUGUCGAAACCACCGAUUCUGCCCAAGAAGAAAUCACCGCUAUUGAAGAAGGGUUCGACAAGUUACACAACAAGAAGUUGGAGAGUCAACGUUGUGAUCUGACGACUGAGAAGAGAGACAACAUGGGCAAAUUGGCAUUGGGAGCCAAGUUGGAGAGGGCGUUGGGUCGAAGAAUGGGUAGCCAGGAUGCCAUUAUGCGAAAGAAAUCACCUUCACAAUCAUCUGCCGAAUCACCUACAAUAUCAAUGAACGAAAAGACCGCUCUCUCCGAGAGUGAAAAGGAGAAUGCCGCAUAAUGGAUGUGGAUGUUAGAUGUUGAAUCGGGGGACGAUAUGGCUACUAUGUUAGGAAGACGACUAUUGUGUUACGGUUUUUCACUCGGGACAGUUAUGGGCAUCGAUUGGCGUUCCGUUCAUGUUUUAUCUUUUACGUCACCUUAAGCCUAACUGUUAUACCAUUUCAUUUGAUGGGGGUCGACAACUGUUUUCAAAGCUCUUAUACCACACCAGCGCACGCAUUAGCGAGAGAUGAUGUUUUUAAAUUGGCAUGUAACUUGCUCGUUAUUAGAGCAAGUAGACAUAGGGAGUCUAAGGAUCAAAUAAUAACUUGAAUGCUUCCUACAUAUGUUCUAUGUGAAAAGAAAGACCUGAGAAAAGUGACACUUCCAUGUUCCUGUCAGAUUGAAAUAAACGAAGGAUUCAAAGGGCGCAUAAUAGAUUUGGACGUGGUUUCAGGAAUGUGAAUCAUGGAAUCUUCAUCUCUCAUUCAGAAGACUGAAACAAUCAUGAUAUCAGAGAUGCUACAUCUUGACUUGACUGUAUGUAGCCUUGCAGCCGAGGCCAGCAGUAGAUAUGUGAAAUGUCUCCAAAUAGUAAUGAAUUGAAUUGAAUCCAGAGAGAACGCUCAAUAGGUCGCAAUCA